AUGUUUUAGGCUCUAGGAUUACUUCAGACUCAAUGUCUAUGCCUGAACAUGUCUUGACAAAUGAAUCUAUACAUGUGUCUUCUGUUGCACACAUUGAACACAUAGUACAUGAUAGUGUAGUAGAUGCAGAAAUCGUCACUGAUCCUCUCACCACCGACAUAGUUUCAGAAGAAGUAUUGGUAGCAGAUUGUGCCUCUGAAGCAGUCUUAGAUGCCAAUGGAAUCCCUGUGGACCAACAAGAUGAUAAAGGCAACUGUGAAGACUACCUUAUGAUUUCCUUGGAUGAUGCGGGUAAAAUAGAACACGAAAAUUCCUCUGGAGUGACCAUGGAUGCAGAGGCAGAAAUGAAUCCUUGUAAAGUAGAUGGCACUUGCCCUGAAGUGAUCAAAGUGUACAUUUUUAAAGCUGACACUGGAGAGGAUGACUUAGGUGGAACUGUAGACAUUGUAGAGAGUGAGCCUGAUAAUGAUCAUGGAGUCGAAUUACUUGAUCAGAACAGCAGUAUUCGUGUUCCCAGGGAAAAGAUGGUUUAUAUGGCUGUUGAUGAGUCUCAACAAGAAGAUGAAGAUCUAAAUGUUGCUGAAAUUGCUGAUGAAGUUUAUAUGGAAGUGAUUGUAGGAGAGGAAGAUGCUGCUGUUGCAGCAGCUGCUGCUGCUGUACAUGAACAACAAAUGGAUGACAAUGAAAUCAAAACCUUCAUGCCAAUAGCAUGGGCAGCUGCUUAUGGUAAUAAUUCUGAUGGAAUUGAAAACGGAAAUGGCACUGCCAGUGCCCUCUUGCACAUAGAUGAGUCUGCUGGUCUUGGCAGACUGGCUAAACAAAAACCAAAGAAAAGGAGAAGACCUGAUUCCAGGCAGUACCAAACAGCAAUAAUUAUUGGCCCUGAUGGACAUCCCUUGACUGUCUAUCCUUGCAUUAUUUGUGGGAAGAAGUUUAAGUCCAGAGGAUUCUUGAAAAGGCACAUGAAAAACCAUCCUGAGCACCUUACCAAGAAGAAGUAUCACUGUACUGACUGUGACUAUACUACCAACAAAAAGUUAAGUUUACACAACCAUCUAGAAAGCCACAAGCUGACCAGCAAGACAGAGAAGGUUAUUGAAUGCGAUGAGUGCGGGAAGCAUUUCUCUCAUACUGGUGCUUUGGUUACUCACAAAAUGAUUCAUAAAGAAAAAGUAGCUAACAAAAUGCACAAGUGUAAAUUCUGUGAUUAUGAGACGGCUGAACAAGGGCUAUUGAAUCGCCACCUCUUGGCAGUCCACAGCAAGAACUUUCCUCAUUUUUGUGUGGAGUGUGGUAAAGGUUUCCGUCACCCAUCAGAGCUCAAAAAGCACAUGAGAAUCCAUACUGGCGAGAAGCCAUACCAAUGCCAGUACUGCGAAUAUAGGUCUGCAGACUCUUCUAAUUUAAAAACACAUGUAAAAACUAAGCAUACUAGAGAAAUGCCAUUCAAAUGUGACAUUUGUCUUCUGACUUUCUCCGAUAUCAAAGAGGUGCAGCAGCAUGCUCUUAUCCACCAAGAGAGCAAAACACACCAGUGUUUGCAUUGUGAUCACAAGAGUUCGAACUCAAGUGAUUUGAAAUGACACAUUAUUUCAGUUCACACAAAGGACUACCCCCACAAGUGUGACAUGUGUGAUAAAGGCUUUCAUCGGCCUUCAGAACUUAAGAAACAUGUGGCUGCUCACAAGGGUAAAAAAAUGCAUCAGUGUAGACAUUGUGAUUUUAAGAUUGCAGAUCCAUUUGUUCUGAGUCGCCAUAUUCUCUCAGUUCACACAAAAGAUCUUCCAUUUAGGUGUAAGAGAUGUAGAAAGGGUUAGGGAUUUAGACAACAGAAUGAACUUAAAAAGCAUAUGAAGACACACAGUGGCAGGAAAGUGUAUCAGUGUGAGUACUGUGAGUAUAGCACUAGAGACGCCUCAGGCUUUAAACGGCAUGUUAUUUCUAUUCAUACAAAAGACUAUCCUCACCGAUGUGAGUACUGCAAGAAAGGGUUCCGAAGACCUUCAGAAAAGAACCAGCACAUCAUGCGACAUCAUAAAGAAGUUGGCCUGUCCUAACAGUACUUACAGAGAUGAUUGAAAAAAUAACUGGUGUUCGUAGAAACUUCAUGUUAAAGACAGUUACUAUCACUUACUUAAAUACUGUAUUAAUUUAUGCUAUGUACAAAAGCAAUUAUUCCAACAUUUCUUUAUAUUUUAUUCAAGAAUAUUCUGAAUGCUGUUCAGUCCUCUAAUAAGUUUGGGCAACUGGCAACAAUUAGGUUGCUUUCGAGAAGGUAAUCGCACAAUCUAUACUGAAUUUACAGUUUUAGAGCUUUACUGUUUUAACUAUUUACACUGUUCACCGUGAUGGUACUUGUCUAAGACAAAGUAAGAUUGGUAACUCUAACAGUAAAGAUGUUUUCCCCCACAUAAAUUUUUUUUCCAUUAAUAGAUGCAUCUGCUAAUAUAAACUGGGAGAUUUUAAUGUCACAUCUUAUAACAUGGAAAUCAUUUUCUUGUCUUUCUUACUGUUCUUUUCAAACUACCUGACAGACUAAAUUCGAAACUCUAGCAUAUGGAACACUGACUAGAUUUGUAUUUGGUUUUCAUUUUGUUUAAUAGGCAAAAUAUGCAGCUAAAGAAAGCUUACAUUUUCUUUUCAGUGCUUUCAUCUUUUGUCAACAUAGCCAACAUAAAAAAUUAUAUUGCAAGGGCAUGUAUUUUUUUUAUUCUAUCUGUGUUGAUUUACCUUGGAAUAAUAUUUUAAAAACAUGACUUAACUGAAGAUUUAAUUUAGAGGUAAAUGUGGCUCCUAAGAUUUUUUGCAACUUGAUGUGUAUGCUGUACACUGAAUUUGAGAUAUGAGUGUGUUUGCUCAAAACAUAUUUAAUGACAAUCUCAAAUUUGAUAAAAUGUGGAAUAGUUUGAAAGAUGUUAUGAUUUUUAAGAGCUGCUUGGUAAACUUGUUCUUGAGAGCAUUGAUUCACAUGAAGAAUUAGAAGGAAAAUAAGGACACUGGAAAGGGCAAAGCUAUUCUUUAAAUAUUUUUGAUAACUGAAAAAUGGAAAGUAAGGUAUUCCUAGGUGAAAUGUUUUCAUAUAAUUUCACAUUCAUACCUUAAAUCUUGUCUCCUUCUGGGAGGCUAAUUCAGUUUUCUGUUGAGAAUUCUGUGAGGAAACUCUAUUUUAAAAAAGAGACAAUUAAAGAAGUAAUGGCUCCAUGUGUUUGUUACCACCUGGGAUUUGCAAGUCCAGUCUUUUUCAUUGUUUAGAGAGUUUGCAAAAUUUAAAAAGAUUUAAAAUGCAAGUUGGCUUUGAUUGGAAGAUAAAAGUAGGUUUUAGUAACUAAAAUCCUGUUGCAUUGUUGGAAUCUACCAGGUCUUUCAGUUUUAUCUUAUGUUUGAGAGUUAACAUUUUUAGCAGUUAGUAAGUAAUUUUUCAGUUAAUAAAGUGAAUGCAACUCACUAGGAUUUGGUGAAUAUGAAUAUGAAUUUUGGAGAACCGAAGCCACUUUUUAAGUUACGUCAGUUGAGUAUUACACAUACAUAUUUCGCACAAGGGAAUUAGAAAACUUCUUCCCCAUUUGAUAACUGAUUUCAUUAAGUUGCUUCAUUCCACUUAUCAUAACCGUUAAGUUUUUAUCUGUCAUCUUUCUAUAUGGUACUAAGUUAUAUUCAGAAGCUGUAUUUACAGGAUUAGAAGUCUAAGUGGUGUUUAACAGCCCCUAUUAUGCUAGAUUAAUUUAGUCUAGUUUAAAAGUCACUGGGCAUAUGGGAAUUUAAACCUAAUGUCAGCCAAAGCCCUGGAAUAGAUUUUGUUUUGGAACAUCUUACUCCUUUUUAGAACAUAGUCAUACCUUCUCCCAGUUUUUAAUGUUAUUCUCUGUCCUGUUUCUGAAAACUCUGUUUCUUAUUUACUUCUAAAACCUUAUUUGAAUUUGAAUUUUUUCCUUGGGUAAUAGAAAAUGCUUAUAAGACAUUUAUUUAGGAAUUUUAAAACAUUCUGUGAAGUUUAUUGAUGAGGAAAUCAGUACAUAUUUAUAUUUUAGAAUGAAUUGAAAGAUUAAUACAACAAGGCUUAUUUCUCAUAUAGGCUGGAGUUAUUCAAAGGUUUUUUUUU
Messenger RNA from Lepus europaeus (European hare), 4099 nucleotides. Its product is annotated as zinc finger X-chromosomal protein-like. The transcript is spliced from 7 exons. Lineage: Eukaryota; Metazoa; Chordata; Mammalia; Lagomorpha; Leporidae. The record is from RefSeq and is a predicted model, not a curated record. Gene Ontology annotation, cellular component: nucleus. Gene Ontology annotation, biological process: regulation of transcription by RNA polymerase II. Gene Ontology annotation, molecular function: DNA-binding transcription activator activity, RNA polymerase II-specific; RNA polymerase II cis-regulatory region sequence-specific DNA binding; metal ion binding.